UUUUGGUGGUUCAUAAUUCUACGAAUGUAUACCAAAUGGCUGUACGAACAUUAAACAAAAAUGAUUGCAGCUGUGAGCAGACUAAUUUACACUUGCAUGCUGAAAUUGAAAAUCUAAAACAAAAAAUUUUGGAAAGAGAAAAUCACAUUCUGAGUAUGGAAACCAAUUUCCUUUGCGAAGCUGAAAAAUUUCCACAUGGUGAAUAUGCUGCUCUAACUGAUGAAGUUUUAAUGUGGCAAGAUAAAUAUAGAAGAUUAUUAGAAUCUCAUAAAAGAAUACAGCGUGUUAACCAAAGCUUGGAAGAUAAAUUAUUACUGCUUGUUGAUAAAACAGAAACUGAAAAAAAUGUAUUAAAUUCUGAAAUCCAAGGUCUUUCUCGAAAAAUUGUUGAUCAACAACUACAAAUUAAUCAAUUGAAUGAUGAAAAUGAACGCUACAAAAAUGAUCUAAAUAUUGCUAUUCAAUUACUACAAUGUAAACCACCAUCACAUUUUGUUUCUCAGAAAUAUGAUAAUUUACCUGGUGAAAUGCAAUCUAAAGUCCGUAGUUAUAUUUAUAACAAACAGCGUAGACUGUCAGAUGGCAAUGGAAAUAUGUCUCCAAAGUCUGAAGGCAAAACUAUUAAAGUGCCAAUUACUACCUUUCCCCCAACAGCUAUGGUUUAUUCAUUAAACAAUGAUACAAAAGUGAAAGAUGUUGAAGAUGGUCCAACUCAACCCCCUGUAAAUAGUGUCUCAGCAGCUAUUAUAGCCAAAGUUUUAGAAGAAAGAAUCAAAGAACGACUUACUCAACGUCAUUGCUCCUCUUGUUCAUGUGAAACUAAAAAUGAAACCGAGCACUUUAAUAAUGCUUUACCAUGUUCUGAGUUCUCUGAAAAAAGACGCUCAUAUGUUAGACACUCUAAAAGAUACUCAAACAAAAGCUCAGAAUCUCCAAUAUCAGAACCUGAUCUUAUACACUUUGAUAAUACAAUGUCAAUUGGAGAUUCAUCUGAAAGUGGUAGUAAACUGCAUGUAGCUAGAUCAAGACUAUGUUCUGUGCGUCUCCAAGAAGGCAGUAAUAAUAUAUUGUUAGACAAUGCAGCAACACCAUAUUCUGGACCUAUAUUGUACAAAAGUCGUUCUUCAAGUGGUGAAUUUGAUGAACCAUUAGUACACUCGCAAAAAUCAAUUGAUCGAAAUUCUCAUAUAAAUGAACAUACUCGUAUAUUAAUCUCAGAUGAAGAAAUAAUUUAAAAUUGAUUAGGUAAUUUUUCACUUUUAGGUAACCAUGAAAAAAAAAUGUGAUAUCAUUCAAACUUUUACUCUUGACUAUUUUGUAUAGCAAAUAUGUAAACUUUUAAUUUUAUAUAUUCAAAUAUUUUAUAAAUUUAAUAAUAAAUUUAUAUUAAAAAAUAAUUUAUAAACAUCUUCAUAAUACUACAAUAGUAAAA
Molecule: messenger RNA, 1432 nt
Organism: Daktulosphaira vitifoliae (grape phylloxera)
Lineage: Eukaryota; Metazoa; Arthropoda; Insecta; Hemiptera; Phylloxeridae
Exons: 6
Coding region: 36-1235 (399 amino acids)
Source: RefSeq, a predicted model, not a curated record